GGUCUAUAUUACCAGUAAAACAGCAGAAUUUUGGUAUAUUUACUAUGGAGAAUAUAAAUAUAAAUGAAGAUAAUUCUUCUCAUGCUUUUUUUCCGAAGAAAAACCAAGAAAUAGCAGUUGAUGUGCUAAAAGAAGCAUUUCCAGAUAUUGACGAAAAAAUAUUUAAUGCAGUUCUUAUUGCUAGUAAUUAUUCAAUUGAAUCGUCAUUUAAUGCACUUUUAAGUAUCAGUGACUCAAAUUAUAAACCAGAAGAGCCAAUACAAGCACAAAUUGAGGAGGAUGUAAUGUCUAAUAUUAUGAAAUUUCAUCAAAUUGAAAAUGAUUAUAAAUAUGCAUGCUAUUUGUCUCAGAUGGGAGAGAAUUCAUUAAAUGAGGAAAGGAAUAGGUAUAUUUCACAUUAUGGUAAUAAGAAAGAAUAUUCUUUUAAUGAUGAAUUAUCAAAUAUUUAUGGGAAUAUAAAACAAGGGAUUGGUGAUGCAAAGACAAAAGUUUAUAGCCUUUUUUCUAAAAUUAAAAAACGAAUUGAUAAUGAUAUAUUAUUUAAUGAAAAAAAGGAAAAAUUUAUUGUUUCUUCUCCAGAAGAAUUUACAGAGAUGCCAAGGACAUCGCUUAAUGAUUCUAAUAUAACGUCAUAUACAUUUGAAGAUUAUGUUCAUUUAAAUUUAGAAGAUAAUGGAAAAGCCUCUCAAGGGUUACUAUCAAACUCAUGUUCUGAAAAUGAUUUGAAUCAAAAUCUAAAAAAAAAUAACAAUAAAUCAUACAAUUUAAAUGAUUUUUGAUUAUUAUUAUUAUUAUUAUUAUUAUGAAAUUUAAAUAUUAUUAU
This is a messenger RNA of Pneumocystis carinii B80, 823 nucleotides long. RefSeq lists its product as hypothetical. The record is from RefSeq and is a predicted model, not a curated record. Gene Ontology annotation, molecular function: ubiquitin conjugating enzyme binding; ubiquitin binding. The transcript is spliced from 6 exons. Bases 45 to 779 code for a protein of 244 amino acids. Gene Ontology annotation, cellular component: cytoplasm. Gene Ontology annotation, biological process: ubiquitin-dependent protein catabolic process. NCBI's taxonomy places the organism in Eukaryota, Fungi, Ascomycota, Pneumocystomycetes, Pneumocystales, Pneumocystaceae.